This is a messenger RNA of Chiloscyllium plagiosum (whitespotted bambooshark), 3460 nucleotides long. The record is from RefSeq and is a predicted model, not a curated record. NCBI's taxonomy places the organism in Eukaryota, Metazoa, Chordata, Chondrichthyes, Orectolobiformes, Hemiscylliidae.
GUGCGGGAGUUACAAUGGAAAAAGGGAGAAAAUUGGAGUCAGACUGACCUGGGAGGUUUUAGGUUUAUCCGAUGAAGGUGGUUAGACCCUAAAGAGAAACUCGAGAUCUCGCGUUUCUAGUAAAUGUGGAAUUUAGGCAGUGAUAUGCCUGGAUUACCGCCGCCAUAUUUAUGGAGGGGGGAAGCGAUGCAGCUACGCGCAUGCGCCUGUUCUAUUUGGGGCGGGAUGAUUUGAAGAGAGGAUAUUAAUUCAGAAUAAUUGAGUGCGGGAUCGCAAAACAAGUUGUGACAGUCCAGCAGAGUCUUUCGGAUCUGAUCAUGGAUCUCAACAUCAUUGGCAUUUAAUUGUGGAAGGAAAAAGCGGAUUGGAUGGAGACUUCAACUGAACAUCAUGUCAAAAUCUGACAGACUGACCCCCCCCGCAGGGCUUAAAAAUCAUCAGCCUUCGACCAUCAAGGGAGAAAUGUUCUGUCUGCGGAAAGCUUUAUUUAGAAUGUGAUUGAACAAAUUCUGAGACACUUGCAGCUGCAGACACUGUUAUCAGUUAGCAGAGGAACUCACCGAUGAUGUCCUUGGUUGCUUCAAAACUUGUUGAAAACUGUGCAAGUGAGUGUAACAGUGAACCAGGACCAAGCUGCAAUCAGAAUGCCGAGGGCACAGGCACCGUCAGAGGACACACUUAAUAUCGAAUGACAGCUGGAUAAGCAAACUGUACAUCAGAACAUUCAAUGGAAGAUUCAAAGGUGGGAAUCCAAUGCAAACAUUCGUUUUGGAUAAAAGCAAAAUAUUACUGAAAACUGACUUAAAAUUUAAAAUACUGGAGAAACUGAGAGGUCUGGUUGCAUCUGAAUAGAGAGCAAAACAGUGUUAAAAUUUCAAGUUCAUUAUGACUCUUCUUCAGAACAGGAUCACACCAAGAUCUCUCAUUUUAUCACAACAUCCGCAGAUUUUGAACAUGGAAGGAAAAAGCACUGUUCACAGAAAAGAGAAACCGAAUAUGUGUUCUGUGUAUGAGCAAGGGUUCAGACAGUCAUCUGGCUUUUUGCAGUCAUGUUGGGGAGAUACUAUGGAAAACUGGGGCAUGCGAGCAGACAGUUAGUUACAUUUCUGAUCUGGAAUUUCACAAAAUUCACCAUCAUACUGACACUGAGAAAUGGCCAUUUAUCUGCUCCAUAUGUCAGAAGGGAUUCACUGAAUCACCAAUGCUGCUGAGGCACCAGCGAGCUCACGCUGACCCUUUCAAAUGUCAAGAUUGUGGGAACUGCUACAAACGUUCCAGCGAACUAAUGUCCCAUCUACGUGUUCACACAGAUGAGAGACCUUUUAAAUGCUCAGUUUGUGGGAAGGGUUUUAAAACGACUGGGGAGCUGAUACGUCACCAAAGUGUUCAUACUGAGGAGAGACAGUUCAAGUGCUCUCAGUGUGGGACAGGGUUCAGUCGAUCAUAUGAUCUCUGCGCACACCAAAGAGUUCACAGUGGGGAGAAGCCUUUCACCUGCAUAGAGUGUGGGAAGGGAUUUACUCGGACAUCCAACCUGCUGAAGCACCAUCGGGUUCACACUGAAGAAAGGCCUUUUAAGUGCCCGGACUGUGGGAAAGGCCAUGUAAGUUCCACUGAAUUGAUGUCCCAUCAGCGUAUUCACUCUGAGGAGAGACCUUUCAGGUGCUGUCACUGUGGGACUGGGUUCAGAUGGUCAUCUGACCUCCGUAUACACCAGAGAAUUCACACUGGAGAGAGGCCAUUCACUUGUACUGAAUGUGGGAAGGGAUUCUCUCGGUCAUUUUACCUCAUGACGCACCAGCGAGUUCACACUAGGGAGAGGCCAUUUACCUGCUCACUGUGUGGGAAGGGAUUCACUCAGUCAUCUCAUCUCAUGGCACACCAGCACGUACACAGUGAGGAGCGACCUUUCAAAUGCCAAGACUGUGGGCAGUGCUAUAAAAGUUCCAAGGGUCUUUUGUCCCAUCAACAUGUUCAUACUGACGAGAGACCUUUUAAGUGUUCAAUUUGUGGGAAAUGCUUUAAAAGUUCUGCAGAUCUGAUGCGACAUCAACGUAUUCACACUGAUGAGAAACCAUUCAAGUGCUCUCAGUGUGGGUCUGGAUUCAGGCGAUCAUCUGACCUCACUGUACACAAGCGCAUUCACACUGGAGAGAGACCUUUCACAUGCUCUGAGUGUGAGAAGGGAUUCACGACAAACUCCAACCUGCUGAUACACCAGCGGGUUCACACUGGGGAGAGGCCAUUUACCUGCUCAAUGUGUGAGAAGAGAUUUACUCAGUCAGCUCACCUGCUUCGCCACCAGCGACUUCACAAGUGACUAAAGCAGGGGCUCCGUUUUGCUGUUAACCACAACUGGAAUGGAGCUAUGUUGAAUGCUGAUGUUUAGCUCAACCACAGAUGUUAAUAUUUGGCAAAAUAGUCAAAUAAAACAGUUCAGCUUAAGUCUGCCUAAUUUUUUACACCCUUGCCAGUUCACUUUGAAGGGAUCUCCCUCUUUCUUUGUUGAAUUGUUACUGAAAUUGGAACAAUUGAUCAGCUGCCUGUGCUUCUUUCUCCCCCACCACUAGGCCAUCAGUCAAACCCAUUCUGAAUUCCUCUUUCUGUGAAAGCUGCUCCAGCUUUCUCUCCUAUUAUUGUCACAUCCUAUCAGAUCUCAUCUUGUGCAUGGGUCGCACCUCCUGCUGCUUUGACUCUAUUCUCAUUAAACUGUUACCCACAGCUUCCCCAUGUUCGCUGAUAUUGUUAACAUUCACUCUCUCUUCUGGUUCUGUCCUUCUCACCUUUAAUUCCAUCAUCAUUGCCUAUCAGGAGGAAAAAAAAACUCUUGAACUCAUUGUCCUUGCAAGUGGCUUGCUUCAUGCCCAACCUUCCAUUUGUCUCCAUGUUGCUUGGACUUGGCAUCCCCCAAAGAUCCAUUUCUCACCAUUACUCGCCACUUGGUGAUCUCAUUCAGGCAGCGUUGUGGUUAUGAAAGGAGUGGUUCAUCGAGUCACAGCAAAGAAAAAGACUGCACCAAUCAAAACUAACCACCUUACUAUUCCAAUUCCAUUUCCAGCAUUUGAUCCAUAGCUGUGUGUGUCUUGGUAUUGCAAGUGUGCAUCUAAAUACUUUUUUAAUGUUAUGAUGGUUUCUGCCUCUACCAAUCAUAGAAGCAGCAAGGAUCAGACUAAGGAGCUGAGAUGGACAACCAGUUUCCUCCUAAGUCUUAUUGAGUUCUGGCCUGCUGAUGACAUUGAUUGCCUUAUUGAGAUCUACAAGAGUAAGGUAAGGAGCUAGGUACUGGGCCCUGCCCUUCUCUUGUCGCUGUAUGCAGAAGAUUACGUUCCCAUCAAACUGCCAGUAUGGAAACUGCAAUCUGUUUCUGGGCACCCAUUCAGUACCUGACAGCAGAGAAAACAAAAAUUGAUAGAAAUUCAGGGCAGACAGUUAUAGAUUUGAAUUAAACAUCUUUUUUUCC